AUUCGAAACAUUGCUUGUUGGAUCUGGUUAGCAUAUGGUUUUGUGAGGGAAAAUAAUACUACUUUUGUCCAAAUACAUUUGUCUUUCACCUCAGGUAGCAGAAGCAGUGGCUCCAACCCCAGCGCUGGGAAAGGACGGAGACCCUCCCCUCGAGAAAAGGACCAUAAGGCACCGUGCUGUGGGGGCAGCGAAUCAGAAAUGGGAACGUGGGUCGGAAGGAGGGGUGAGAGAGCACCCAGUCAGCUAAGUCAUCAAAGCCACAGCCGCUCUGCUGCCAGUCAGGCCCACUCCAGCCACAGCAACGCUCAUUCUGGGUACAGCCACGGCCAGUGUCACAGCGUCUUGCAGCAUAGCCACAAGUUCACCUACAGCCAUGCCCCUUUCAUUCAGCCCAAUCAUCUGUCCUGUGCCCACAGUGAGAGAAGUCACGGCUCUUCGUACGGCCCACCGGGUCUGCCCCCUCCUUACUGCCUCGCUCACCUCGCCCCCAAAGCGGCAGCAAGCAACAGCCCACCUGGGGCUCCUCCCGUCCGGGAGCUAGCAAACGUCCCCCCAGAACUCACAGCUAGUCGGCAGUCUUUUCAACACGCUAUGGGCAAUCCUUGUGAAUUUUUUGUUGAUAUUAUGUGACAGGAGAGUGCCUUCAACCCAUUCAGAGCACAAGGCCUACUUCCCGCAGUUUGCUUAAUUUAAUUUUUCCUACUGACGAUCCCUGCACUGAGAAUGUACAAACUAGUGAUGGGUCGUUCUUGAACGAUUCGUUCAUUUUGAACGAAUCUUUAAUAUGACUCGGGAAUGACAAGUUGUUUUAGCAAGGGAUUCGUUCAUUUCGUGUUGACCGCGCAUGCGCAACAGCCAAUAGGUUUUGUACAGGAAACCGAAAUGAUUAGUGCAACUCUCGGGUUCGAGUCGUUCGUUCCUCACGUGACAGCCCCAUAGACUAGAGGCUAUGCAGUCAGUACCGGAAAGAGAAAUGAUUAGUUACUUUUCGGUAAAGACUGCUUUCAUUUAACCUUACAGGGAUGUGAUGUGACAAAAGAACGAACGACCCGAAAACUAGGGAGGUGAGGUGAACUAACAGACUGCACAGCCAGCUAAGCAAUGAAUUAAUCAUUUCAGUUUUUUUAUAAUUUGGCCUUGGUUGCAUUAUAGUUUAUAUAAUGUGAUCAGUGUUUGCGUAAAUAGAUGUGUUUGGGAAUUUGGAUAUUAACAUGUAACAUUUUAAUUAUAUUCUGCUGAAAUGAACAAAAUUACUUGGAAAAAGAAUUCGUUCAUUUUGCUGAACGAGAUUCAAAGAUCCGAGUCAGUAAAAUGAUCC
This is a messenger RNA of Sinocyclocheilus grahami, 1318 nucleotides long. Its product is annotated as segment polarity protein dishevelled homolog DVL-3-like. The transcript has a single exon. The annotation marks the transcript as partial. NCBI's taxonomy places the organism in Eukaryota, Metazoa, Chordata, Actinopteri, Cypriniformes, Cyprinidae. The record is from RefSeq and is a predicted model, not a curated record.